Molecule: messenger RNA, 3285 nt
Organism: Pelmatolapia mariae (spotted tilapia)
Lineage: Eukaryota; Metazoa; Chordata; Actinopteri; Cichliformes; Cichlidae
Gene: mapk8a
Product: mitogen-activated protein kinase 8a
Exons: 12
Coding region: 201-1571 (456 amino acids)
Biological process (GO): protein phosphorylation; JNK cascade
Cellular component (GO): cytoplasm; nucleus
Molecular function (GO): JUN kinase activity; ATP binding
Source: RefSeq, a predicted model, not a curated record
UGCCCCGUGCGCACUGCGCGUCCCGGCCUGUCAGUGGCAGUCAGAUGGAAACGUAGGCAAUAAAUUUGGUGAGGUCAUGUAUUUUUAAGCCGCGCAGCCGAAUAAAUGAUCAUUCAGCGGCGGCAUAAACAAAUAGCCCGCAGCCCCGGAACGUUUCACCGCUGAACGAGCAGCCGGGGGAUCGAUAGUUUGAUGAUUUGAUGACAGAGAGGACAUUUUUGGAUGCACAGAAGGCAGUAAUCAAAGAUUUCACCAUGAAUAAAAACAAGAGAGAAAAGGAGUUCUACAGCGUCGAUGUGGGGGACUCAACAUUCACCGUGCUGAAGCGAUACCAGAAUUUAAGACCCAUUGGAUCAGGAGCACAGGGUAUCGUCUGCUCUGCUUACGACCAAAUCCUUGAAAGAAAUGUUGCCAUCAAGAAGCUGAGCCGGCCGUUUCAAAAUCAGACCCAUGCCAAGAGGGCGUACAGAGAGCUAGUCCUAAUGAAAUGUGUCAAUCACAAAAAUAUCAUUGGACUGUUAAAUGUAUUUACACCACAAAAAUCAUUUGAAGAAUUCCAAGAUGUAUACUUGGUGAUGGAGCUGAUGGAUGCCAACCUGUGCCAGGUCAUACAGAUGGAGCUAGACCACGAGAGGCUCUCCUAUCUGCUCUAUCAGAUGUUGUGUGGUAUAAAACACCUCCAUGCUGCGGGCAUCAUUCACAGGGACCUCAAGCCCAGUAAUAUUGUCGUCAAGUCAGAUUGCACACUAAAGAUUUUAGACUUCGGCUUGGCUCGGACAGCUGCGACGGGCCUCCUGAUGACACCGUAUGUAGUUACACGGUACUACAGAGCACCAGAGGUUAUCCUGGGCAUGGGCUACCAAGCCAAUGUGGAUGUAUGGUCAGUGGGAUGCAUUGUGGCUGAGAUGAUCAGGGGAAGUGUGUUGUUCCCUGGCACUGAUCACAUCGACCAGUGGAACAAGGUAAUUGAGCAGCUAGGCACUCCAUCUCAGGACUUUCUAAUGAAGCUGAACCAUUCAGUAAGAACGUACGUAGAAAACAGGCCCCGCUAUGCUGGAUACAGCUUUGAGAAACUCUUCCCAGAUGUUCUCUUCCCUGCCGACUCUGAUCACAACAAACUGAAAGCAAGCCAAGCUAGAGAUCUCUUAUCCAAGAUGUUAGUAAUUGACGCCUCCAAGCGUAUUUCGGUAGACGAGGCCCUGCGGCACCCCUAUAUUAACGUUUGGUAUGAUCCAGCUGAAGUGGAAGCGCCCCCACCAAAAAUCCCGGACAAACAGCUGGAUGAAAGGGAGCACACCGUGGAAGAGUGGAAAGAGCUGAUUUAUAAGGAAGUGAGUGAAUGGGAGGAAUGGAAAAGGAACGGAGUUAUAAGAGGCCAGCCGUCUCCUUUAGGUGCAGCAGUGAUUGACAGCCCUCCUCAGCCCACAUCUUCCUCUUCCUCUUCGGCCAAUGACAUCUCGUCCAUGUCCACAGAGCCCACUGACCCAAGCAGUGACCCCACCAUGACCUCGGAAACAGACAGCAGCUUAGACGGUCACACCUCUUUGGGUGCGCUGGCCUGCUGCAGAUAACGUUUGACACGCAGUGCACAUACACGCGAACAACGCGGAAAUGUCCUUUCUCAUUAGCGUGUGUGAUGGGAAAGGGUUUAGGCCAAUGAAACUUGUCAUGUUAGUUUGUAGAGCCAUGCUUUUUAAUGUACAGAUUGUCCCCCCCCCCAAUAUAAAGCUGUAAAUGACUGUGGUUUGCAAUUGUAUCAUUAUUACUGUAUUUUUGCUGCAGAGAGUUUUGAUGUGAAACUGUGAUGUAUGUUAUGAAAGAGACGGAUCUGAUUUUUUUUCUUGUUUUAGCUAGUACUACAAAUUCAGAUGCCAUACCAUUAGCACUAAAAUUAUGUUGAGUAUAUUUUUGUAUAGUUUUUUCUUUUUGGGUGGGGGGUGGGUUGGGAGGGGCAUUUGAAUGAACACUAAUUCUGUCUAACAGUAAACUAUAGCACACUUGAUCUUGGAUCUUAAUGCAAACCGAUGAUUUUAUUUUGAUAUUGUUCCUCAUCUUGUAGAAAGUGCCCCUUGCUGCAUCCAAGUUAGCAUAUUUAUAGCAAACAGUCUAACGGUCAAUGCCCUGACACUGUUUCCUUUUUUUUUUUUAUUACUAUAGCGUACUGUAAACUGAUUGUAUUCUGACUAGUUCUUUCACUUAGAUGUAAUUUGUAGUUGACGGUCUGUUGGAUGAGCAAGAGCUGGAUGAAAAGAGAGCGAGUAGAAAUGUAGAAUGAGUCGAUGAUUACUGGGAGCGCUGUAACAACCCUACUGGCUAGAUUGAGUGCUGUUUUGGGGACAUCACCAGACACCAAGUCUAAAUUAGUCACUUUAUCCUACUGUCUGAUAUUAUCUACAGCUGUCUGAUAUUUAAGUUAUUUAAUUUAAGUGCCCUUACUCAAUUCCAUGAUUUUUAGUUCUCUUCCAUCGCAGAUGCUUCUCUCUUCUGUGGUGCAUCUUUCUGAGUUCUACCUCACACAUGCACUCAUUCAAACAUGUUUGUGAAGAAACAGUAUCUUGGCACACAUCAUUUUGAAAGAAAUGCAAAAAAGUAUAUAUUUUUUUCUGUAUUGUUUUCUGUAUUUAUUUAUUUAUUUGUUUAUUUCAAGCUAGGAUGCAUUGUAUGUAAUGUACAUUUAAUCCAGAAGCACUAUUUAUAUGCAUUUUGUUUUCUGUGCAGUAUAGUUCAUGGAUUAGUAAAGUUAGUGACAGAUCUGUACAUUUUACUGUAGAUUGCACUGUAUUUAUGCUUUCAGAGAGUCGGGAAACAGACAUUUGCUUUUGCCAGGAUAACUUUUUGUAAGGCUCAAAUUCCCAAAAUGUCCUUUUUGCCUGUUUUUUUUUUCAUGGUAGGGCACUCCAGGCAGUAACCCCUAGCAUCAGCUCCCAAAAUGCACUUUGGGGAAUGUGACACUGUCCUGACCCUUUCUUGGCCACAAUUCAAUUUUUUUUAUUUAUUUUUUUGCUCCUCCUUCAUUGUCCUUAGAAAUAAAACCAAUAGAAGAGACUAAGCAGGAUUUUGCCUCUGAGUAAAUCUGAUAUUAGUGCAGGUACAUGUGGGGAAAAAAGAGCCAUUCAGCAUUACUGGUACAAUGCAUUCUGAUUGGCCAAACACUGUCAGCCACGAGUUAACCUUUUAUGGUAUCUUUUGGGAAGGUCACUUGCCUCACUAACAGACCAAAUAUAUACAUCAGAAAAUGGAAACUGUCAACCUUCAACUCCUGCAAAUAAAAGAGUUGAAUUUUAA